AGAGAAUCACACCAUGGCUUCCCGAAACGUAGAGUCAUAUGCCUUUAAUUGAGGGAAUGAGUCAAAUGAGCUUAUCUCACUCUUUUACCGUAUAUUAGACAAAAAUGUAGAUAGGACGGUUUUCCUAACUUCUGCAACAUCAUUCAGUUAGCUGUGACGCUGUUAUUUGGAUAGUGAUUAUUUGCAUUUGAUCUUGAGGCUCUUGAGUCUUCGCAAGUGUCCUAAUUUUUCUUGAUUUUUCUUGCAAAAACGAAGAGGACAUUUCUGUAAGUGUAUUGAUAUUUAUUGUAAACAUACACAAGACCUAACAAAAUGGUUACCCACAUCAAAGAUAAGGCUGACCUCGAGACCAAACUGAAUGAUGCAGGCGAUCAGUUGGUGGUUAUCGACUUCUUCGCCACCUGGUGUGGUCCUUGCAAGAUGAUUUCACCUAAGUUGGAGGAAUUAGCCCAAGAAUGCUCUAACAUCAUUAUUCUGAAGGAUACCUAGAGAUCCUAACAUGAGGAAGUUGUGGUUAAAUGCUAUAAGAAGAGAAAACUUUACUCCCAGUACAACAACGGUAAUUUGUGAAAAGCAUUUCACUCCAGAGGAUUAUGAAGUUAGUGUUCAUGGAAAUAAGGUACUAAAAAAGGUGGCAGUUCCAUCUGUGUUUGAUUUUCCAGCCCAUCUCAAGAAAGAACCUAGCCCUCGAAGGGUUUUGAAAAGAAAACAUGAAGAAUCCAACUCAAAAGCAACAGAACAAACUUUGGCUAUUGGUGAAGUAGUAGAAGAACCUGAAAAUGGUGAUCAUGCUGAUGAUGAAAAUAUAUUGGCAGCUGGUCCGUCAAACAUAACACAAAAACUAGGAUUUUUAGAAUCAAGUGAACCUUCAAACACAUGCAAUUUUAGGGUCAGAAGAUCACCAGUAUACUUUGGGGAUUUCAAAAUUUCUGAUUUAAAUAAUGUGCAGCGUCAGAAGAGGUUUUGGAAAACUGCUCAUGAAACUGUUCAUAAGUACAAAAAAAUUAACAAGUACAAUCAGUGUAAAAUUCGUAGACAAAGAAAUAAAAUAAAAAGUCUGAAUAGUCUGGUAGAUGAACUACUUAAGGAGAAGAGAAUAUCUGCAGCUCAAUAGUAUUACCUGAAUUAUUAAUUACUUAUGUUAAAUACUAAUUAUUAUAUCUUCAAAUGUGUAAAGGAGAAUUUAUUGUCAAGUUUCAUACAUAUGUAUAUAUAAAUAAAAUUGGUUUUUUAAUUAUAAUUACGUUUCCAGGAUUUUAUCUCGUUCCAGUUGCCUGAAUAACUUUUAAAUCUUCUCUAAGAAUCCUCGGUUUCCUAUGCAAUUC
This is a messenger RNA of Acanthoscelides obtectus, 1325 nucleotides long. The record is from the annotation of a GenBank genome assembly. Lineage: Eukaryota; Metazoa; Arthropoda; Insecta; Coleoptera; Chrysomelidae.